UUACAGCACAGGGACACACCAGAGAACAACCCAGGUACACCAUUUAAAUUCACACCAGAAAACCUCAAGCGUGUAAAAGAUAUUAUUGGUAACUAUCCUGAAGGACACCAAGCUGCUGCAGUUAUCCCAGUGUUAGAUCUUGCACAAAGACAACAUGGUUGGCUACCAAUAUCAGCAAUGCAUGAAGUGGCUGGUAUCCUUGAAAUGUCUAAAAUAAGAGUCUAUGAAGUGGCUACUUUCUACACAAUGUUUAACAGAGAACCAGUUGGUAAAUAUCAUAUUCAGAUCUGUACAACUACACCAUGUAUGUUGCGGGAUUCUGAUGGUAUUUUAGAUGUCAUCAAGAAUAAAUUAGGUAUUGGCGUUGGUGAGACUACCAAAGAUAAUAUGUUUACCCUUGGUGAAGUAGAAUGUCUUGGUGCCUGUGUUAAUGCUCCUAUGGUACAAAUAAAUGAUAACUACUAUGAAGAUCUUACUACCAAAGAUAUGGAAGAAAUCAUAGACGAUCUAAAAGCCAACAGAACUCCAAAAGCUGGGCCAAG
Molecule: messenger RNA, 542 nt
Organism: Saccoglossus kowalevskii
Lineage: Eukaryota; Metazoa; Hemichordata; Enteropneusta; Harrimaniidae
Product: NADH dehydrogenase [ubiquinone] flavoprotein 2, mitochondrial-like
Biological process (GO): mitochondrial electron transport, NADH to ubiquinone
Cellular component (GO): respiratory chain complex I
Molecular function (GO): NADH dehydrogenase activity
Source: RefSeq, a predicted model, not a curated record